AUGGCGGCCAAGAUGACCACAUCCAUCAUGUGCAAGCUCGUUACAGCCUUGGGCUUGCAUAGCGCCUUGAUCGAGGCAACCUGCGUUACCCGCGACGAUGCCAACUCGUCGGCUGUGGCAGGUUGCGCCGCUCUGGAGAUCAAGUUCCCCGGAAAGACCUUCUUCCCCGGCGAUGACGUCUAUGAAUACGAGACUUCGCAGUUCUGGUCCAACACCGAGCUGCUUAGCCCGGCUUGCGUCUUCCGGCCCGAGUCUGCGUCUGAUCUUUCCACCAGCAUUGUGAUCAGUACUUCGACAAACACUGAUUUUGCCGUCCGUGGUGGUGGUCACAUGGGCAUCAAGGGAGCCAACAACAUUGACGACUCCGGUUUCCUCACUGUCCUCUCCAAUCUGAGCUCCAUUGCUCUUUCAGAUGACCAGAGCACCCUGACUCUUGGACCUGGAUUCCGCUGGGGCGCCGUGUACGAGUUUCUGGCCGAGUAUGACCUGGCCGUUGCUGGUGGUCGUCUGUCGCCGGUCGGUGUGCCCGGCCUUCUUCUCGCUGGAGGCGUAAACUUCCACGGCAACCAGCACGGUUGGGCCGCUGACAAUGUCCUCGAGUACGAGGUUGUUCUCGCCAACGGCACCAUUGUCACUGCAAACGACUCGGAGAACACCGAUCUCUUCUGGGCUCUGAAGGGUGGUAGCAGCAACUUUGGUAUCGUCACCAGCUUUACUCUGCGCACCUUCACAUCCACCCAAGUAUGGGCUGGUGUCUACAGUGUCGCCGAGGACUACUUGGAGGAUCUCUUUGCUGCCAUUGCCAACUUCUCGGCUUACAACACCGAUCCCCUGUCGCAUAUCGUUCCCCAGGUUGUCGCCGCGUCCGAGAACUCUUCCGUCGCUGCCGUCAUUCUCUUCUACGACAGCCCCACCGUUUCGUAUCCCGAGUGCUUCCAGAUGUUCUUUGACAUCCCCACCAUCUCCGAUACUACCGCUUUCCAGACCCUCUACGAGUUUGCCGUCACCACUGGAGAGCUUGUGACCGACCACAUCAACGACAUCUUUGUCGCUGGUACCACCGUCGGCCAGACCUACGAGGAGCUCCUCCAGGGUAUCCAGAUCACUAACCAGGUCUUCUCCGAUGCUCUGCCCGACCUGUACGCCGCCGUUCCUUUCGAGAACAUCAGCCUGGUCUCCAUCGACUGGCAACCCAUUGGCUCUCUCUGGCAAGCCGGUUCUGAGGCUGCCAACCCCGUCGGUAACGCUCUCGGUGUCGAUCCCAGCUCCAAGGGUACCUACCUGUGCUGGGCUGAAGUCGUCGAGUGGGUUGGCGAUUCGUACGCCGACGCCGUCGACGCCUGGGUGCAGAACACCACGGCCGCCAUCAACGCGGCUACGCAGGCUGCGGGUCUCUACGAUGCCUUCAACUACAUGGGCGAUGCUGCCGGUUUCCAGGAGAUAUACGCUGGAUACGGCUCCGAGAAUGAGGCCAAGCUCUUGUCCAUCUCGCAAAAGUACGACCCCGAGAGAGUCUUCCAGACGCGCCUGCCCGGUGGUUUCAAGAUUGGUGCUUAG
Messenger RNA from Pestalotiopsis fici W106-1, 1557 nucleotides. RefSeq lists its product as uncharacterized. Gene Ontology annotation, molecular function: FAD binding. The coding region runs from base 1 to 1557 and encodes 518 amino acids. The transcript has 3 exons. The record is from RefSeq and is a predicted model, not a curated record. NCBI's taxonomy places the organism in Eukaryota, Fungi, Ascomycota, Sordariomycetes, Amphisphaeriales, Sporocadaceae.